UUCUUGUCACAUGGUACAAGAAAAGAGACAUUUGUUGAUCAGGAAUAUAUCUUUAUUGACAAUUUAUGACACAAAAUGGCACAAGAUGAAUAAUAUACAAGAGUACAUUGGGGUCUUAGAAGAUGGAUGUGAGGAGACUGGGGGUCAGAAAAAUAAUGGAGAAUCUGGCAAAGAGAGUUUUUCAGAAGAGACUGAUUUCAAGAAGCAGACUGAUGUACGUUCUCUCGGUGCUUAUGGAGGUUUUGAAGAACCAACAAAUGCACAAGAUGAACAGACUGGAAGUAGUUUUGAAGACAUUCAGGACCUUGAUGUAAAAAAGCCUGAUAUUGAAAUUUGUGAACAAAGACCAGAAUUUUCUACCAGUAUUACUACAAUAGUACCACAUAAGGUCACUCCUGUUCUUCCAGGUGUUAACAACGCUUCAGCAUCACAAAAUGUUCUCCAAAUAGAAGAAACUAAACAAUUAGAUGAAUUGAAUGAUGUCUGUGGUGGGGACUGGCAAUACCUUGCAUUGCUUAUGCCAACAGCUGAUAAGAAGGAGAUGCUUGGAUUAGAUGACAAAAAUGCAAAACAGGUCACCAUCACAUACAUUGUUCAGGAUAUGAUACAAAGAAAACAGUCAUUUACAGUGAUAAUGAAAGAUUUGAUUGAUAGAAUACGAAGGAUUGUAUCAAAGGAAGUCCAUUGGGCAUGUUUAAUUGUCAGGCUCAAACAAACUGAGACCCUGAAACUGGAUGACUUAACAAAACUUCUUGAGGUGGUAGGGGACUUUGAAACAUUAUGGGCAUUGCUUUCCAUGCCAUGUCACACACAAGAGAAUAUUGGCAGAAACGAGAAUGAAGUGCGCUUUCCAGAUAUGAAUGAGUUGUUAAAGCAGCUGGACAUUAUUGUUAGAAAACUAGAGGAGAAUGGUAAUCUACCCACAGAAGAUAGGGAGAAAAACAAGUUAUGUGCAUUAUUAUUGCCAGAAUUUGAACCAUUGCUUGAAAUUGCCUUAUCUUUAGGAGGAAAGGGGCUGAAGCAAAAAUUUAAACGGCUUUCAAGAAUGGAAAAAGACAAGGAAAGAUUCAACAUAUAUUUGACAUCAAUGGGGAUGGAAAUGAUUGAGUCAAAGGAAAUACUACUGGUAGAUAGACCACAUUCAGAGUGCCUUUUUGAAACUCAUUAUAUAGAAAACUGUAAAAUGGUAGGAAUGCCAAUAAAUAGGCAUGGAUGGGGGGCAGGUACACUUGGAUUUCCCAUAGUCAGGAAAGGGAGCAACAAUGCAUAUGCUAUUACCAGUAGCCAUGUGAUGUUAAUUGGAGAAGAUGUGGAUUUACCAACAAAUAGCAGUCGCUCAAUAAAGAUAGAGCAUCGGCUCUGCUGGUUUAGAAAAUGUCAGCUUCACUGCUAUCAGUCAGAUAUUGAGAUUGGUUUUGUUGUAUUUGGAUACUGUGAGCUUGGAAAUAGGGAAAAAACUGGAGUUGAAGUUGUGGUGCUGCAAAUGGUGGAAAAACGACAACAUAUAACAGAGAAUUAUAUACAGUACAAAAAUCUACAGAAUUUGCUCAUUUCAAACUGGGUAUUCUUAG
Mercenaria mercenaria is the source of this 1571-nucleotide messenger RNA. RefSeq lists its product as uncharacterized. NCBI's taxonomy places the organism in Eukaryota, Metazoa, Mollusca, Bivalvia, Venerida, Veneridae. The annotation marks the transcript as partial. The transcript is spliced from 9 exons. The record is from RefSeq and is a predicted model, not a curated record.